AUGCCAGCAUCAAUAUUCCGUGCUAUGACUUCAAGAGGUCUGAAAACUGUUGCUACUCAAGCGCCAUCUAGGUUCAAAGCCCGCAAGGCUGCCAUGACACUGACUCCCGCAGCCGUAGAUCGGUUACGUCGUUUGAUUGAUGGACCGAAUCCCAAGUUGAUUCGUGUGGCUGUGAAAAAUAAAGGAUGUGCUGGAUUAUCGUAUGACUUGGAAUAUACGAAAGAAAAAGGGAAAUUUGAUGAAGUCGUUACUCAGGAUGGAGUGACGCUUUUAAUCGAUUCAAAAUCUCUUUUCAAGAUGAUUGGGUCUGAGAUGGAUUAUGUUGAAGACAAGCUAUCCUCUAAAUUUGUCUUUAACAAUCCGAACGUCAAAGAAGCUUGCGGAUGCGCUCUGAUUCCCCCAGAGAUGUGGGGUUACCCGUCAUGGAUCGAUCAGACGAAAGCGGCUCAGGCUCGGGUGCAAAUGUCAAAUGAUGGUGGUGUUCCAUACGGAGGAUUAGAGUCGUAUUAUCACAUGUGUCGUUUUAAUUCUGGGUUUUUCUUUCGCCACCCCCUCCUGCAAGAGUACGACUAUUACUGGCGCGUUGAGCCUCACGUUGAAUUCUAUUGUGAUAUUGACUAUGAUCCAUUCGCCUUCAUACAAAAGCAUAACAUUUCAUAUGGAUUCACAAUAUCCCUAAAAGAGCGACCGAAAACUAUUCCGACUUUGUGGCAACAUGUCAGGCAGUUUGUCGAGGAUAAUCCGCAAUAUCUUCCGACUCACAAUUCCGCAACGUUUAUAUCAGACAACGAUUUGACAAGCUAUAAUUUCAAUUUUGAAAUUGGAGAUCUACGGUUUUAUAGGAGCGAAGCAUACUUAAAGUUCUUUGAGUAUUUGGAUAGGGCCGGAGGGUUCUUUUACGAACGAUGGGGAGACGCGCCAAUCCAUUCUAUCGCGGCAUCUCUUUUUCUAAAUCAAUCCGAGUUGCAUUUCUUUAAUGACAUCGGUUAUAGACAUGGGCAUAUAGAGCACUGCCCACCUGAACGAGAAGUUUACGAAGCUGGCAACUGUCGAUGUAAUCCUAAAAGCAAUUUUGGUAAUAUAGAUUUACUAACACAUGAAUUAUAG
Paraglomus brasilianum is the source of this 1107-nucleotide messenger RNA. NCBI's taxonomy places the organism in Eukaryota, Fungi, Glomeromycota, Glomeromycetes, Paraglomerales, Paraglomeraceae. The record is from the annotation of a GenBank genome assembly.